AUGUCCUCCAUCACAACGCGCGAGACGCCUGCGAUGCGAAUCCAGCGGCUGAAAGAAGAGCAGCGCCAGCAACAAGCCGGGGUUGCGCCGUCGCUGCCUCGAGGGGUGGUGUCCGAUGCUCUCUACAGCGCCCCUCCGGCGAAUCUCUUCAAGCCUCCGGCCGACGAGCCCGUCGCCACCGGCACGAAAAGGAAAGCCGGCGAGGCAAGCAAGCUGAAGAAAGACAAGAAAGGCAAGAAGAAGGAGAAGAAGGCCAAAAAGAGCAAAAAGGACAAGAAGGACAAGAAGAAAAAGGGAAAGAAGGGCAAGAAGGACAAGAAGAAGAAGGCCAGCAGUGACUCCUCGGACUCAUCGUCCUCCGAUGACUCAGACUCCUCCUGA
Messenger RNA from Symbiodinium natans, 381 nucleotides. The record is from the annotation of a GenBank genome assembly. NCBI's taxonomy places the organism in Eukaryota, Dinophyceae, Suessiales, Symbiodiniaceae.